CUUUCCCUCCCUCCUGGCUGCGCGCCCCUGCCCGGGCGGCUCCGGCUCUGCCGCCGCUCCCCGCCCCGGCGCCUCCUCCCCUAAGGAUCCGGCAGGCGGGGGGAGCGCGGCGGGGCGGGAAGGGGGUGGUGUGUGUGGUGAGUGUGGCGGCGGAAGGCAGAGCGCACCCCAUCCCCACCGCGGAGCCGCCGCCGCUCCUUCCCCAUCAGCCACCAGCACGGAAUGAUCCUCCGCUCCCAGCCGGGCUGUCCCCCUGGCCGGCUUCGCCGCUCCCCCAUUGGCUUCCGCCGCCCCUUUGCCCGCCCCGUUGGCUCCGGCCUCGCGUUGCGGCGCGGCGGUUGGCUGUGCCGCGCGUCGAUCGCGCCGGAGCCCCCGGGAGCGCCCGCCUCCGCAGUUAUCAGGUUAGUGUUCGCCGCGGUGCUGGGGCUCGGGAUUCCGAGCGGAGCUGGUUGAGCCCUCAAAGUCCCUCACCGCGCUGGCUUUGGGGGGGUCUCCAUCCGUGUCACCGCACGAGCGCAGCCGGGGACAGCCACCGACUCCCGCCAGCCACGGACAUGGACAUGAAGAAAAGGAUCCACUUAGAGCUGCGGAACAGGACGCCCUCAGAUGUGAAAGAGCUCGUUCUUGACAACUGCAGGUCGUACGAAGGCAAAAUCGAAGGCCUCACAGAUGAGUUUGAAGAGCUGGAAUUCUUAAGCACAAUCAAUGUAUGCUUAACCUCAGUUGCAGACUUACCAAAGUUAAACAAACUCAAGAAGCUCGAGCUAAGUGACAACAGAAUCUCAGGAGGCCUGGAAGUGUUGGCAGAAAAGUGUCCCAACCUCACGCAUCUAAACCUAAGCGGCAACAAAAUAAAAGAUCUCGGUACAAUAGAACCUCUGAAAAAGUUAGAAAACCUGAAGAGUUUAGAUCUUUUCAAUUGCGAGGUCACCAACUUGAACGAUUACAGAGAAAACGUGUUCAAGCUCCUCCCCCAACUCACAUACCUCGAUGGCUACGACCGGGAUGACAAAGAGGCACCAGACUCUGAUGCAGAGGGCUACGUGGAGGGCUUGGAUGACGACGAGGAGGAGGAGGAUGUCUUAUCCCUAGUGAAAGAUCGGGAUGACAAAGAAGCGCCGGACUCUGACGCAGAGGGCUACGUGGAGGGCUUGGACGACGAGGAGGAAGAUGAGGAUGAAGAGGAGUAUGAUGAUGAUGCUCAGGUAGUAGAAGACGAAGAAGACGAGGAGGAAGAGGAGGAAGGAGAAGAGGAGGAUGUGAGCGGGGAAGAGGAGGAGGAUGAAGAAGGCUACAACGAUGGGGAGGUAGAUGACGACGAAGACGAGGAAGAGCCCGAUGAGGAGCGGGGACAGAAGAGAAAACGAGACCCUGAAGACGAAGGGGAUGAAGAUGACUAAACUCAAUAACCUAUUUUGAGAAUUUCCUAUUGUGAUUUGACUGUUUUUACCCUGUAUUUCCCCUCCCCACACCCCCAACCCUUUUUUUUCCCCCCCUUUUUAUUUGGUUUGUCCCGGUUGUAACGUUGCUGUGGGAACGAGAGGGAGAAGCAGGCUGGGUGGGCAAGGGAAUAAAAGACUAUUUUUACUGCCACUCCUCCUCCUAUUUGUUUUAAACCUGUUCUUUUUUUUUUUUGAGACCCUCCCUUUAGUCCCUGUAACUGCAAUAGUAAGUAUAAACCAAGUGGUAAUUUGUUUCUUAUUAUUGGAGUGGGUAGUUUGGCAUCUUCUAUGAGGAAAACAAAAAGUGGAAGGUGAGUGGAUGACACCUCCCCACCCCACCCCCCACUCACAUGCUCUUGUUCCCAGACAGCUGGUGGGAUUCUUUCCACUGCUGCCAGUCCCUAAGCAUCUUUUUUUGGAGGGGGGAGGGGUUUGGGGGUUGGAGGGAUGCUGCAAAUUUAGGCAGAGCAUCCCUCCACAGCAGCAGGGGUGAGAAUGGCAUCUUGAUGAGUGGUUUCUUUGUUGCCUGUCCGUGAAUGACUGCCAUUUUCAGCCAAGCUGUCCCUGCUUUUCUUAGGUACCUUUUCUUUUGCUGUUUGUAAAUAGUGACCAAACGUUUUCCUCGUGGUUUUGGGGGUUGGGGGUUCUUCUUUUCGUGGGGGGUGGUGUUCCUUUGGAUCUGGUUUGUGGGGUGAAUUUUGCAAUCCUCCUGCUCCCCUCCCUACCCAGUGUGUUGUGUGUUUUCCUUUCUGUUUGGGCUUGUUUUCUUCAAGGGUUGGGUUGGUUUGUUGGAGUCUCUGUUGGUUUCUUUUUUGGCUAGGGUCUAGCCAGUCCACUGAAAAUGGCAGCCAUUGAAAUAUAUCUAUAAAUAUAUAUAUAAAGUGUUCCUAAUCCCUGAGUUACUAGUGAAAAAUGAAUCUGACCAUUGUAAUAAAAAGCAAGAUCAUGUUUCAACCCUUUUCCAAUAAGGUGUGUACUAUUUUGGUCUGUAACAUAUAACACCUAGACAACUUUUAAGUGAUGAGAAACUACUUCCACUUGUGCUAUAUACUUUGCAAAUUGUUACAAACCUAAAAUCCAGGAGGCAGUUUGGAGCAUGUAGGGGUAGGAGGUUUUUCUUUUCAUACACUCAAGCACGAGAUACUAAUACAAAGUUGUAUUUUCUUACCUAGUGGAAGCCAGUCAAGUGACUGAAAAUACCUAGUGAAUGUACAGUUUUACUUUCAUAUCCCUCUUGAAAAUAGCUUUAGGAGUGACUUGUAUUUCCUAGUCGAUAUUUCACCUGUAUAAAUGCAUUUGCAAACCGGUUUGCUUUGGUUUGGGUUUGCUUUUUGGUUGGUUUUUCUCUCCCAGCAGAGCCAAACGUUGUUUUAUGUCUGUUUGUCAUUGAUGAAUUUCAAUAAAUCUUUUGAUACAA
Molecule: messenger RNA, 2859 nt
Organism: Colius striatus (speckled mousebird)
Lineage: Eukaryota; Metazoa; Chordata; Aves; Coliiformes; Coliidae
Gene: ANP32A
Product: acidic nuclear phosphoprotein 32 family member A
Exons: 8
Coding region: 555-1400 (281 amino acids)
Biological process (GO): nucleocytoplasmic transport; regulation of apoptotic process
Cellular component (GO): perinuclear region of cytoplasm; nucleus
Molecular function (GO): histone binding
Source: RefSeq, a predicted model, not a curated record